Didymodactylos carnosus is the source of this 582-nucleotide messenger RNA. The record is from the annotation of a GenBank genome assembly. Lineage: Eukaryota; Metazoa; Rotifera; Eurotatoria; Philodinida; Philodinidae.
AUGUUUCAUAGUGUCACUUGGAGUGUAGCAGUAGCAGCUUUCAGUGGUGGUGUAAGUAUUUGGUUAGCAUCUACUCGCUAUCAAUUUUUCCGUUCACUAUGGAUUCCCACAUCACAAGCAAAAUUAGAAGAAGCAGAAAAACUUGUUAUGAAAACGGUUAAAUCACCAUUUCAACAACGACAAGUUGAAAUUGGAAAUAAUUUAUAUAUAAAUACAGUACAUCUUCAUAACAAUUCACAAACGGCACGACUUCAUGAAACAAAUUUAGUUCUUUUACAUGGUUUUGGUGCUGGUAUUGGAUUUUGGUUAUUAAAUUUGGAUCAUUUGUCAUCUAAAUUUCGAAAUGUUUACGCAUUGGAUAUGUUAGGAUGUGGUAGAUCAAGUCGUCCACGAUUUCAAGCAAAGACAGUUGGUGAAAGUGAACUCUUUUUUAUUGAUUCAUUAGAAAAAUGGCGUCAACAAGAAGAAUUAGAUAAAAUUGUUUUAUUGGGACAUUCAUUUGGAGCAUAUAUUGCAGGACUAUAUGCCAUCAAAUAUCCAAAUGUUGUUGAACAUGUUAUAUUAGCAUCACCCGUAGGUUAG